This is a messenger RNA of Engraulis encrasicolus (European anchovy), 1764 nucleotides long. RefSeq names its product raftlin family member 2 (gene rftn2). The transcript is spliced from 9 exons. The record is from RefSeq and is a predicted model, not a curated record. Lineage: Eukaryota; Metazoa; Chordata; Actinopteri; Clupeiformes; Engraulidae. The coding region runs from base 37 to 1368 and encodes 443 amino acids.
UUCGGCCUUCUUCUGUGAGCUGGAUCCACCGCCACAAUGGGAUGCGGCUUGCGGAAACUUGAGGAUCCAGAGGACAGCAGCCCGGGGAAAAUUUACUCUACUUUAAAACGACCUCAAGUGGAGACUAAAACCGACACAGUUUACGAAUAUGUGUUGCUGGACUUCAGUUUGGAAGGCAGCCGGCCCACGGUGCAGUACGUGUCGUCACUGUGUGAGCUGCCCCAGGCCCUGCUACCCUACUACACUCAGGGCUACGUGCUGGUCGCCCUGCACCCCAUUAUACUCUCUGUGGGCCGCACCCGGGCCCUCCCCCUCAGCCUACUCUACAGAGCCAUCCUGGCACGCCCACGACCAAGUAAGCAUUCAGUGCCGAUGUGCCACAGCGUGCCGGUGCUGAGGGUGGAGGAGUGGCCCCUGCCUGGAGAGGUCCUGACAGGGGACACCGUUAGGGCACUCAUCGACAGAGUGAACAGCAGUGCGAGGGGAGGGGUGCGAUUCGUGGCCUCUGUGAUCCAACAGGCCGGAGGGGGCGGCAGUGGAGGAGGUAGCCGGGUGUCCAGCCCCAACAGGGGGUGCCGGUCCCCCCCAAGGUCCCCUCCUCGUACCCCACCUGGAGAGAGGGACCUGGAGAAUGGGAAUGGAUGCUACAGCCCAGAUUUGAGGCUGAUGGUGCUGUUCCACUCCUGGGCUGCUGGCUGCACCCCUCUGGAUGCCCAGGGAUGCUACUACCACCAGGGGGCGCUGUCCAUGCGCGUGUCCAGGAAGGGGCAGGUGGUCAGUGCUCUGGAAGCUGAUUGGCUGGAACUCACCGCCUCUUACUAUCGCAAAGGCUGGUCAUUGGUUGACUCGUUUGUGUACUGGGACACACCUAAAGGGGAGCCGGUGCCCAGGUCGCUAGAAGGUCUCUUCAUCUAUGAGGAGCGAAGCAUGGCCGCUCCUGCCAACGACACCAUUGUGGUGGAGCAGUGGACGGUGAUAGAGGGUUCCAAUGUGAAGACGGAUUAUGGACCUCUGCUUCAUACUCUGGCAGAGUUCGGCUGGCUGCUGACCUGUGUGCUGCCCACACCCAUUAUCCGCCAUGACAGUGAUGGGAACUUGGCUACCAAGCAAGUGGUGUUUCUUCAGAGGCCAGUCAGAACUCCCUUGGUACCGCAACAGAACCAGGCUGCUGCUUCCCGUAGUGAGGUGUCUGCCCGCUCUGUGAGUCGGGGCGUGGGCAGCCCCCAGUCCUCAGAGGAGCUGUCUCCGUGUUCGGGGGGCAUCGGGGGGUUCCCCGUGUUCGGGGGAGGCUACUCCAGCGCCCUGUCCCACCUGGAGGAGGGCGGCUUCGAACAGGACGAUGGAGCAGCCGAGGUCACAUGCAUGUGACCCUCACCCUCACCGUCUUCUCAAGACCUCCUAAUCACCAACACCCCACCCCCAUCCCAUCACUUCAUAAACCUGCCAAGACGCCUGGCCUUGACGGGCUGACUUUACCCCUUUUGACUUCCUCCUUUGGUGACCUCUGACCUUCCUUUAAUGGAUGACUUUCAUAAUGUGGAUGCAGAAGGACACAUUUGGGCUGCGUAUGUCGGCCAUGUUGUGUGAGGCAAACCUGCGUGUCACUACCAGAGUCAAAUAUGGAGAAGACUAAAGGACAGCCCUCCUUGCCCCCCAGUAAAGAAAAUUGGGAUUUGAUGAUGAGACCCUCCUAACAAAAAAACUUAUUUUAGAAUCACUUCCAGCACUUUUUUUUAAAAAAAAAAAUUACAAAGCCAUACUUAC